This is a messenger RNA of Stegostoma tigrinum, 8073 nucleotides long. Its product is annotated as nectin-3-like. Gene Ontology annotation, cellular component: adherens junction. The record is from RefSeq and is a predicted model, not a curated record. Lineage: Eukaryota; Metazoa; Chordata; Chondrichthyes; Orectolobiformes; Stegostomatidae. The transcript has 8 exons. Gene Ontology annotation, biological process: heterophilic cell-cell adhesion; homophilic cell-cell adhesion. Bases 237 to 1466 code for a protein of 409 amino acids.
AAACAACAUCUCUGGAGCCUAAAAGCUGACGUUUCUGACCUAGACCCCCUUCCAGCUCCCACAGUACCAACAGUAAAGUGGAAGGGGGUCCUGCUAACUAUUGAACCCCUUUUAUACCCCAGUGACGCACAGAAAUGAAUUUUCUCACCCACUACGUUCUCUGAAGAAAGGCCGAGACGGGAUCGGGGUCGUUUGUCGCUCCGGCCGAUGGCGCAGAGCAGGCCAGGCCGGACCCGAUGCCGACGUGCGGGAUCUCGGUGGCUGUUGUUCUGUGGCUCCUUGUGUGGCAUCUGGGCGCAGCGGCUCCAGGUCCAAUAAAUGUGAACGGUGACCAGAUUUUGAGAUCUGUAGGCGAUGAUACCCUGCUUCCAUGUACAAUUGACACUGAGCAAACUAUCUCUCAAUUCAUGUGGCGACACAGGCGUGGUCAACAGCAACGGAACUUUUUCACAGCAUCUUUCAGAAACGGAAAGACUGAAACCUUAGAUGAUACGUUUGAUGACAGAAUGACCUACGUUGGGACAAGUUCCAAAAAUGCAUCAAUGUAUCUGAGAAAUAUUACACUGAGUGAUGAGGGGACAUACAGCUGUAUUUUCACCUUAUUCCCAGCAGGGCCUGUUGAAACAGAUUUGCAGCUGAUCGUAACUGCUCCUCCAGCUGUUACAAUCCAAACGUAUCCAGUUUUUUCUCUGAUCGACUGCAGUAGACGCCUUAUUGUCACCUGUAUCGCAGCAAAUGCAAAACCAGCCGCAGGUAUCACUUGGGAAGUUCCUUUCAAUAUACGUGCCAAUCAAAAUACUGGGCAUCCUGCUGCGAAUGGGACUGUGACCGUCUCCAGCCAGUUUCAUCUGUGUCCAAAUAAAUCACUUUAUGGGCAGAAUAUUGUCUGUGUUGUGGAACAUCCAGCCCUCAGAGCUUCAAAACGAGUUUCUUAUCGCCUGAAUAUUGACUACAUAUCAUCAGUUUUAAUUAAACCUCAGAAGAAUGAAGAUGGCUACUUAUACCUGAUUUGUGCUGCAGAUGCUAACCCACCUCCUACUGAAUACAUCUGGACAAAGCUUAAUGACUCUAUUCCGGAAGGUGUAAUAAUACAACACGACCGAAUUAAAUUGCCGAAGUUGACCCCAGAACCUUAUGGGUAUUAUACUUGUGCAGCAAGCAACAUAGCUGGGACUGCGUCAGGAUCCAUUUAUUUGUUUCCACUUGCAGAUGAUCAGAAGGAACGUCAUUACAUGGUGCCCUUUAUCGUCAUAAUCCUGAUGCUCAUAAUUCUGCUCAGCACUUUUGGCUAUUUUUAUCAAAGAUUAAGAAGGAAAAAUCAACAAAGAAGCAUUGGCAAAGAAACAUCCUCAAAAAUGAUGCCUUCACGAAGUUCCUGUGACCCCAGAACACAACAUUCUGAGGUGGAAGAGCAAGUGCAAGUGGAGGAAGAUGAACCAGAUAUUCACUCUGAAGAGACUGUUUGAAUUCUGCAUUGAUACCUUUGAGCUGCAGGGAUCCCAAGCGGAAUAUGAUUUUGCUGUUCCUGCAACCUUCAGGUGGCAUCGUUGUGGCACUGCAGGAGGCCCAGGAUGGACAUGUUGUCUAAGGAAUGGGAGGGGGUGCUGAAAUGGUUUGUAACUGGGAGGUGCAGUUGUUUAGUGUGAACUGAGCGGAGGUGUUCUGCAAAGCUGUUCCCAAACGUCCACUUGGUUUCCGUAAUGUAGAGGAGGCCACAAUGGGAACAGGAGCACAAAAGCUGACGUUUCGGGCCUUGACGCUUCAUCAGAAAAGGGGGAGAGGGGGAGGCGGUUCGAAGAUGGAUAGAGGAAAGAUAGGCGGAGAGGAGACAGGCAGGUCAAACAAGCCGGGAUAGAGCCAGUAAAGGUGAGGGGAGAUGGGGAGGAGAUAGGUCAGUCCAGGGAGGACAGACAGGUUAAGAGGGCGGAAUGAGGUUGCUUCAUCAAUCUUCCAUCCGUCAUAAUGUCAGAUGUAGGAAUGUCUGCCAAUGAUUGCACAGUGUUCAGCACCAUUCAUGACUUCUCAAAUACUGAAGUAGCCCAUGUCCAAACGCAGCAAGACUUGAACAAGGCUUGGGUUAAAAAGUUGCAAGUUACAUUCACUGCACUCAAAAACCAGGUAAAAACCAUCUACAACAGGACAGCAUCUAGCCACCACCCCUUAACAUAUCUGCCAAUUUCUUUAACUCUGGCUUGCUACAGUGUUCCAGUGAAGCCCAAUGCAAACUGGAGGAACGACACCUCAUUUUCCGCUUGAGAACCUUACAGCCCUCCGGACUCUAUAUGGAGUUCAGUAAUUUUAGGGCCUAAACUCUCUCAUGUCUCAGCGCCCCCCCACCUCCCCCCAUCUCACAUGCCAGGCCUUGUUACCACAUACUCCCCUGUUGUUAGUCACUGAAAGUCUUCAUUAACAACUAUUCACUCUCCCAGAAAUAGUAGGAACUGCAGAUGCUGGAGAAUCCGAGAAAGCAAAGUGUAGAGCUGGAUGAACACAGCAGGCCAAGCAGCACGGGAGCAGGAAAGCUGACGUUUCGGACAUAGGGUCUAGGCCUGAAACGUCAGCCUUCCUGCUCCUGCGAUGCUGCUCGGCCUGCAGUGUUCAUCCAGCUCUACACCUUAUUCACACUCCCAGCCUGAUAGUUAGCAACUCCUUUGUCUGUCCAACUGUCUUUCUCUCUCUUUGGCCUCUAUUUUAUUGUUUAUUCUCUACCUCACCCACCUCCCUAUUUUCUGCAUAUAAACUGAUGAUUUCCCAGCCACCAUCAGUUCUGAGGAAGGGUCACUGGGCCUGAAACGUUAACUGUAUAUUCUCCUUCACAGACGCUGGCAGACCUGCUGAGCUUUUCCAGCAACUUUGUUUUUGUUCCUGAUUUACAGUAUCCACAGUUCUUUUGGUUUUAUAACCCUUAACAUAUAACAGCGAUACUAUCACUGAAUCCCGUAUUAUCAUCAUCCUGGGCAUUACGAUUGACCAGAAACUCAACUAGACUCACCAUACACAUAUCGCAGCUACGAGAUCAGAUCAGGGAUAUUCGGAAUACUGCUCUAAGUAACUCACUUCCUGACUCCCAAAGCCUGCCCCGAGGCUUAAGUCAGAAGUAUGAUGGGAUACACCACAUUUGCCUGGAUCAGGGUAGCUCUAACAACACUCAAGAAAUUUGACACCAUCCUCUACAAAGAAGCCCACCUUAUUGGCACCACUUCCACAAUUAUUUACUCCCUCCACCAUCAACAUUCAAUGGUAACAGUGUGUACUGUCUCCAAGAUGCACUGCAGAAAUUCACCAAUAAUCAGUUAGACAGAAUCGAACAAACCCACAACCACCACACAUGGAAGGACAAGGGCAGCAGAUAUAUAGGGACUCUACACCAGCCUAUCCUCCAGAACCUCCGGGAGCCUGUCUGCAAACCCAGUUUCUUCCUUUCUGCCACGUCUGGGGCAAAUGUCAUGAAUUGAGCAGCGUAGCUCUGAAUUGACAGUGCAUGUCUAGGUGCUUAAGAGCCUUUAAAGUUGCUGUGGGCAUCAUGGAGACAGUACACAUUGUUACCAUUGAAUGUUGAUGGUGGAGGGAGUAAAUAAUUGUAGAAGUGGUGCCAAUAAGGUGGGCUUCUUUGUAGAGGAUGGUGUCAAAUUUCUUGAGAGCUGGACAACUAUAAAUUCCCCUCCAAAGUAUUCACCAUCCUGACUUGGAAACAUAUUGCUGUUCCUUUAGUGUCGCUAGAUCAAAAUCCUGGAAUUCCUUCCCUCUUGGAAUUGUGGGUCCACCUACAGCAAACAGCACAUGGAUUGCAGGGGUUUGAGAAGGCAGUUCACAAUAGUAAUUGAGGAAGGGAGGUAUAAUGUUCAGUAUGAUUUCAGUAUGAAUGUUCAGUAUAAUUUCCCGGUUUUAUACCAAAUACUGCUAAUUAUGAAGCCCAUUUUCCAUAUGUUUUGCUAACCACUUAAAACACUUAGUACUUUCAGGAUUUUAGGCCCCCUGUCCUGAACUUUCUGUAAAAUUGCACCAUUAUCUCGAUGUUGCCCCAUCAUUUGGACUCUGCCAUAACAUAUUUCCUCACCAAUUCCAUUUGCCACUUGUAUCCCCAUUUUCUUCCCCUAUCCAUGCCCUUUUGCAAUAGGUAUCAUCCUGCACUAUGCACUACGUGCUUGGUAUUACUGGAAAAUUUUGAAAUUCCACCCUAUAUUCCAACAUCCAAGACAUAGAGUCAUAGAGAAACAUAGCAUGGAAACAGAUCUUUUGAUCCAACUGGUCCAUGCUGACCAGAUAUCCUAAAUAAAUCUAGCCCCAUUUUCUAGCAUUUGGCCAUAUCACUCUAAACCCGUCCUAUUCAUAUUACCCAUCCAGAUUCAUUUUAGAUGUUGUAAUUGUACCAGCCUCCACCACCUCUGCCAGUUCAUUCCAUAUACAAACCACCUUCUAUGUGAAAAAGUUGCCCCUUAGGUCCCUUUCAAAUCUUUCCCUUCUCAGCUAAAACCUAUGCCCUCUAGUUUUGGACUCCCUCACCCCAGGGAAUAGAUCUUGACUAUUCAUCUUAUCCAUGCCCCUCAAGAUUUUAUAAACCUUUAUAAGGUCAACCCUUAGUCUCCGGUGCUCCAGGGAAAAUAGCCCCAGCCUAUUCAGCCUUUCCUUGUAGCUCAAACCCUCCAACCCUGGCAGCAUCCUUGUAAAUCUUUUCUGAAUCCUUUCAAGUUUCACAGUAUCUUUCCAAAAGCAGCUUGACCAAUGUCCUGUGCAUUUCUUUCAUCGAUACUCUAAAUCAUCAAAAAAUGUGAUCAAACUCAUCAAGCAUGAUUGCCCUUUUACAAAGUCUUUUUUGCAAAUUAACCUUGGACAAUAUAAUUGUUUACCAUUCACCAAUCUGAAAAAACAAUUAUUUACCAGUUGUUUUCAUCCAGCCAGCCCUGGCCCUCUAAUUCCAUGAGCCUGAAUUUUGAUGUUCAGACUUUGCCAGUUACAUGUUUGAAAGUCAUAUACACAAGUUCCUUGUGCAUUCCUUUCAUCCAUACUCUCAGUUACUUCGUCCAAAAAUGUGAUUAAACUCAUCAAGCAUGAUCGCCCUUUUACCAAAAACGGUCAUUUGCUUUGAACAAUAUAUCUGAGUUGAAUACUGUUAUAUUUUGGUAUUUUGGUAAACUGAGUUUCAUGAAAAGUUUCUGUCCAUCAGGUCUAUUGAGUUUUCUCACACUAUCAUCCCAAACUCAGCUCAUUAAUUACUCACAACAUGCCUAUGUUCGUCUUUCUCAUCCUUAACUAGUUGGAUUCUACUACUCACCAUUCCCAGAAGAAUUUACCACUGGGGAUAUUCUGGAAUAUACUGGCAUCCAUGAUGCCCACAGCAACUUUAAAGGCUCUUAAGCACCUAGACAUGCACUGUCAAUUCAGAGCUACCCUGCUCAAUUCAUGACAUUUGCCCCAGACAUGGCAGAAAGGAAGAAACUGGGUUUGCAGACAGGCUCCCGGAGGUUCUGGAGGAUAGGCUGGUGUAGCGCAGGAUGUUCUCUUCCUGCACCAAUGGCAGAGAAUACCAUGCCAUCAGACCCUGCCAGCUUGAUCUGAAGUCGCCAUCUGGGUCAUUGCAAUCUCAGCCAUCUGGAGAAAUAUCCAACAAGGGAAUUAAGAAAAACCAAAAGUACUGCGGAUGCUAUAAAUCAAGAACAAAAACCAAGUUGCUGGAAAAGCUCAGGUGGUCGGCAACAUCUGUGAAGGAGAAAACAGAAUUAAUGUUUCGGGUCCGGUGACCCUUCCUCAGAAAGAGAAUUAAGAAGGUCAUUGGCCUUCUGUGGUCUGCCAGGUUUAAGUACAACAAUUUUCUCUCUGCUACCUCACACUCACUCCAUCUCUACAACGGCACCAUGUCCCACCAAGGCUCAUGCUCUACAAUUUUCACUGCCUCUCACUCACUUUCACCCUCCUCCACACCAUUAACCUUGCAUGGCCUCUUCACUGCCGAGUCACACACUAGGGACAGCUCACCACUGUGCACACCCACCCGUCCCCCCAACUAACAGCACCAGCCCUAAGAGCUGUGCCACCGAUUUCCCUCUCACUUCUUUCUUCCCUUUUCCUGAUUCUACAAGAAACAGCCCACAAUAUAGCAGAAAGAGCCAAUUGUUACAGGUGAUAUUCUGGGGAGCAGAUCCUGAUGAUAAACAUCCAGAGUGGCCAAUGGACUGAAAGAUCAUAAGAAGUAGGAGCAGGAGUAGGCCAUUCAGCACCUCGUACCUGCUCCACCAUCCAAAAGGAUCACAGAUUAUCCAGCAUUUCUCAUAACUAUGUUCUGCAUCUCUCCUAUAACCUUUGAUGUCACCUACUGAUCAAUAAUCUAUCUAUCUCAGCCUUAAAUAAUAAAAAUAACUCCACCCGCACAGGUGUCUGUGGCAUGGGCUUCCAAAAGCACUGCUGUAUAAUGCAUCAUCUCACACAGCUGUCUGUGGCCUGGACUUCCAAAAAUACUCAAACUUGCCAAAGAAGAAAUUCCUCCUCAGCUCAGUCUUAAAUAGCGCCCCUUUAUUCUGAGACAUAUCCUCUGUCCUAGACUCUCCCGUGAGAGGAAAAAGCCUCUCAGUGUUGCCCUGUCAAGUGCCUUAAGAACCUCAAGUUUUGAUAAGAUCACUUUUCAUCCUCCUAAAUGCCAGUGAGAACAGUCCCAAUCUGUUGAGCCUUUCCUCCAUCCUAGGGAUCAUCCUAACGAACCUCUCUGAAUUGUGUCUAAUGAAGUGAUAUAUUUCCUUAACUAAUACAACGAAAACUGCUUGCAGUACAUCAGAUGUGGUCUGCACCUUGACCAGUUGUAGUAAGAUAUCCAUACUGUUACACUCCAAUCCCCUUGAAAUAAAAUGCAAUACUCAAUCAGCCUUCCUGAUCACCCACUGUGCCUGUAUGCCUUUUUAAAUAUUCACUCAUGGGUCAUGGACAUUACUGGCUGUUUCGUGCACAAGUACUCCAAAGUCCCUCAGUGUUGAUACUUUCUGUAGUUUUUCUAAUUUAAAUCGUGCUCUGAAAUCAAAGUAUCUGGUCUGGUAUCAAAGGCUGUUCUUAACUUGCUUUAUGGUGAAUUCUAACUGAAAGCUGUGCCCUUGACAUGACUGAUGACAGCUCACAACCAUGCAUCGUGCGUUUAUGUCUGUGCUAAAUAGCAAGGCAAGACAGAAGGACUGUGAACCUGGCUAGGGACGGCAAAUUGCAAAAAGGCAGGGAUGCUGUCAACAUUCAGAUUGGCACAAAAUGGGUGAGUGUUAAGAGAGCAAACACCUCUGGGAUGCAGCCUGAUGCAGUACACAGGCAGCAGCAUUUCCAUGUUAGUUGCUGGUGCACCCCAAGUUUUGAAGUGUUCUGUAAAUGAAUCAGAGAGUUGCCAUGAGGGUUCUGAGAGGCUGGAAGGUAUCAGCUGUCAACCAGCUGUUUUUUUUUACAUUGAGAAAGGCCUUGUCUGUCUUUUGCUAUGAAAGCUCUUUCUUUUUAUAUACUGUGGUAAAACCCUAUAGAGAAUUUAUUAGCAUUGACCGUUGUAACAGUUGGUGUGUGUCUUGUCAUAAAUUACUGAAAACAUGUGUCAUUAUGGCUAAACCGUCACUUUACCAUCUGUCUGCUUUUGUUGGAUAAGGGAAGGGAAACAUUAUCUGCCAAACUGUAUGCUAAGUAAUAGUUAUUCUGAAGCUCAGAAGCUUAUGACAAGGAUUGAAUUAAAGCAUUUCAGCAGUUUUGACCCUUCAGAAUUCACUUUCACUUCCAGCAGAAACUGAGUAAAUUCACAGAAUGUAAAACAAUCAUUCACAGCCUCUUGCCUGUGUUAAUUCUUUGGAACUGAAGCCAACAAUCCCUCCUCCCACCACCAAGUACCACAAUUAUUUCAUCAGCAGCAGCAGCUGCACCUGCUUUUUGGUGACAGUUGUACCACAGCAAACCUGGCCAAUGAGAUUCAUAUAGAACCCACAAAUGCCACCCCGGCCUCUGUAACGGAACACCACUGCAGGGUGAGGGAAGCUGCUGUUGUGGAUGUGCAGGCAGUUGCGUCAGGACCUCAAACAAUAGGUAGCAACAGGGUGGGGGGGGGGCACUCUAACUUACUCCCCA